Rhodofomes roseus is the source of this 1310-nucleotide messenger RNA. RefSeq lists its product as uncharacterized. NCBI's taxonomy places the organism in Eukaryota, Fungi, Basidiomycota, Agaricomycetes, Polyporales, Fomitopsidaceae. The record is from RefSeq and is a predicted model, not a curated record. Gene Ontology annotation, cellular component: nucleolus; small-subunit processome. Gene Ontology annotation, biological process: maturation of SSU-rRNA from tricistronic rRNA transcript (SSU-rRNA, 5.8S rRNA, LSU-rRNA). The transcript is spliced from 3 exons. Bases 81 to 1274 code for a protein of 397 amino acids.
CUUGCGAGGACGGCGGCCUAGAAAACCGUUAACUGAUCCAUUUUACUGCCUUAUUCGGAUAUGGGCCCGAGCGAGCUAACAUGAUGACCGAUACAGGAGUACACCAACAACUUGCUAUCAUGGCCUCUGUCCACGACGACAAUGACACAUUUACAACUGAGAGCAACACGGAUGCGCAGGUGCAGGAGUUCUGCGAAGUAGUAAACGACAUUGAAAACGGGCUCGCGUCGGUCAGGGAGACCAUCAAGUCCCUCCAGGAGAAGCACACAGCGUCUCAACUUGACACGAAAAACGGCAUCUCGCUGCUAUCCCUCAAGCACCACUCGAUGUUGUCCUACCUCCAGUCACUCGCACUCAUCUCUUCGCGACGUGCUGCGGGAGAUUCAUUGAAUGAGAGGACACAGCCUACAAUGCCCUUCGCAGCACCUGAGCGCGAGGCACGGGGAUCGGGAGCAGGCGACCGUGUUGACUCGGUCAUCGAGGCCCGUGUCGUCCUGGAGAAGAUCAAGGUAUUAGAGGGUCGUAUGAAAUACCAGAUCGAGAAGUUGGUGCGCAUCGCCGAGGAGGCACCUUCUGCCGAUAACGCAGCCAACGACCCUCUCGCGUUCAGGCCCAACCCUCAAGCCCUCAUGGACCAAGAGUCCGAGUCAGAAGACGAGGGCGAAGUCCGCGAAGGCGGCCAAGAGCGUGGCGGGAUUUAUCGUCCUCCCAAGCUCGCGCCCAUGCCCUACACCGAGCCGCGCGCCGAGAAAGACAAGUCGCGCCGGCUCCCCGUGCCCAGCGCGCUCUCCACGCUCGCGCACCUCGACCCGUCCAAGCCGUACAUGGAGUCGACCUCCGGCCUCGGCUCCACGCCUGCGCUCAUGUCCGCGCGGGCGCGAGAGCUGCAGCGCAUGACCGAAUUCGAGGAGGAGAACAUGACGCGGCUGGUGAUGAAGAAGAAGGACGCGCGCAAAAGGAAGAUGGACGAGACGGACAUCGCGCUGGGAGGCUCGGGCGCUGCGUCGAGCAGGCGUGGGCGGGGUGGCGGUUUCGAGGAUGAGUUCGGCGACAUUCUCAGAUCGGUGGGGAGAAGCAGUAGGGGCGCCGUUGGCGAUGGGUACGAAGAGCUGCGGCAGAGGGGCAAGAAGCAGAGUGUGCUUGUGCGCUCGAGGGCGAGGUCGGACGAUGUGGAUGAUCUGGGCGAUGAUGGGCCGAGGGUUAGGAAGAGAAGUCGGUUCGAGCAGGAGGUCAAGGCAGCGAAGAAGAGGAUUCCGACGAAGCGGAAGUCAUAGUGAAGAUCCUACGUGUAGCAGGCUUCAUGCUAUCUC